Messenger RNA from Gongylonema pulchrum, 234 nucleotides. Lineage: Eukaryota; Metazoa; Nematoda; Chromadorea; Rhabditida; Gongylonematidae. The record is from the annotation of a GenBank genome assembly.
GUGGAGGAAUCUUCUCCUAUGUAUAUCUAUAAUGGUUCCAGCGAAGCAUUCACAAUCUAUCUGUGGGGUGAUGCACCAUUUCUUGUGAUCAUAUCAAUGCAGAAAUUUUUCAUACCUGCAAGACCGGAUAGUUAUCCCGGAUACGGCUCAACAAUGCCAGUUCCAAUUCCUGAUUUCGGUAAACGCUUCGCUGAUGCGGUCGUUUCACAGUUCUGGGGUGGAAGACUAAUUUGA